UCCAACUGUCCGUCCGACGGAUGGACUUUGACAUUUUAGGAUUGAAAUUUAUUUAUAUUCACAUACAUAUAUUAAAAACAUUAAGCUGACAUUUUUAGCCGUUCAGCUUUUGGUCACUUUAAAACAGUGGCGCUUUAAAUGAAUAUCGCUUUGAUAAGUAAAAAGUUAUCUUUGCUUCUAGUUCAGCUCUAAAAGGAUAACAACCAUGGAUUACUUCAUUAGCAAGCAAAUUCAAAAAAACUACUACUUUGAAGACUCUAUUGCCUACACAGAAGACCACAUUAAAGUGCAGAAACUAAGUUGGUGCGAUGCCCCAAGGGAGAGUUUAAAUAAGAGCUCGAUACAAGCAUACUUUGAAAGCUUUGGGCGCGUGUUACAAAUCCAGAUAUUGGAGCCCUUAGGGGAAUCAUCCUUGUUUGGAAGUGGAUUCGUUAUUUUUGACAACGCCAAGGAUGCAGCCAGUGCCCUGCUUCAACAUCACCAGUUUCUAAAUAGAAUGCCGUUUCUGAUUCAUGCCAGCGAUAGUUGGGAGCAGCCGGAUGCCUACGGAUCCUCGGAGGAACUGCUGAAUCACCAGGGACUAACGCCCAUUUUUUGCCUUAAUGACCACUGUUUGGAGCUGAUUAUGAUGGAACUGGAUUUGCAGGAUCAGGUGCACUUUGCUAGAGCCUGCCCGCGUUUUAGGGCUUUCUACCAGGAAGCCAUCUCCAGAAAGUACACCACUGUCGAUUUGAGUUUGUUCGAGGAAAUGACCGUUUGGGAUAUGCGCGACUUCUUUCAACUGUGCGGUGCACAUGUGCAGGUCCUACGCGGUUAUUGCGAAACGAUUCAUUUGGAGCGUUUGGCCGAUUUCAUUAGACAUUAUUGCUGUAAUCUUAGGUCCGCGUUUUUGUCGGAUUUCCCGCAAUUUGGGCUUCACAUGCACAAGAUUUUCGCCAAGACUUUCCAACUGGUGGAGUUGCGGCUAGAGAACUCAGAUGUCACCGACGAAGAUCUUUUGAUGCUGCAACAUCUAACCAAUCUGAAGAUAUUGAACUUGAGCUGCAACCCAAUCGCGGGAUACAGCUUGGAUGCGCUACCUGUUUCAAUCGAGGUUUUGGGACUUGACGACUGUGUGAAUUUAGACGCCAGGCUCCUGCUUCAAAUGUGCAAGCGUUUAACUAAACUAAAAGAGCUCAGCAUAAGGAACAUAAAAGUAUAUGCAUCAGGUAAGAAAACCUUCAAAAGCUUGGUGAAUAAGAAUUUUUGCCCAACGCUGGAGGUGCUCCAAAUCCCGAGUUUCAGCGGAUUUGAGUACGUCGCUCAGCUGCCCAAACUAAAGCACCUAACCAUCUAUGUUAACAUGCUGAGUCGUCAAAAAAAAUUUGCAAAACUCUUUGAUCAGUUGAAGCACAAGACAAGCCAUCUAGAAAGAUUGGAAAUAGUGGAUAGUCCCUUUUGGCGAUGGAAAACAAAGCACCUUAUAAAAAUCACCAAGCUUAGUGGGCUCCGCGUCCUUAUUAUUUCCGACUUUACCCUGUCCGAUGAAGUACUGACGCAUCUUGCAAAUCUUAAGAAAUUGGAACAGAUCCAUUUUAAGAGCAGGAGCUCAUUUGACUCUAUGUUCGUGCAUGUGUUUCGUGCGUGCGCCAGAUUAUACUACCUGCGGCUAGACUACUGCAAGCAGAUAAACGUUAAGCUGGUGCUUGCCAUUGUCAACCAAGUGCGUGAGGAGAUCGCAAACCAUGAUAUGCAGAGAAGGCUUCCCAUUGAAUUGUGGUCAUCUAUGGACAUCGCACAAAUUAAAGAGCUUAUUCUGACAAGUCCUGAUCUAUUGCCUGGAAACAUCAUCCAAAUGAAAACCAUACCCAACCCGGUGGAUGGCUUUAAUAUUGACCAUUUAAUGGAUUCGGAAUCUUCAAGCGAUUUUGAUGAAUUCGAUUAACAUACUAUAUUCAUGUUAAGCUAUGCGCGUGUUCUGUGCAAGUGAGUAGCGUAGCUGUUUGGGCAAGGAUCAAGGCUUAAGGAAUAACGAGGCCUAAACUACGAUCAUUAUUUAAUAACACG
Molecule: messenger RNA, 2046 nt
Organism: Drosophila ficusphila
Lineage: Eukaryota; Metazoa; Arthropoda; Insecta; Diptera; Drosophilidae
Exons: 6
Coding region: 206-1924 (572 amino acids)
Biological process (GO): SCF-dependent proteasomal ubiquitin-dependent protein catabolic process
Cellular component (GO): SCF ubiquitin ligase complex
Molecular function (GO): RNA binding
Source: RefSeq, a predicted model, not a curated record